Messenger RNA from Oppiella nova, 447 nucleotides. Lineage: Eukaryota; Metazoa; Arthropoda; Arachnida; Sarcoptiformes; Oppiidae. The record is from the annotation of a GenBank genome assembly.
AUGACCACACACUUAGACAAACCGAUAAAACUGGUGAUGAUUGUGAGGGACCCGCGAGGGAUCAUGAGCUCAAGAUAUCUACCGGCGAUGGACUGGUGUCGGGACGACACGACUUGCGCUGAGAUCGAUAUGCUCUGCGACCAUCACAUAACUCUAGUUCGUUACGAAGACCUGUCACUCAAUGCAAUAGAAACAGCGAAAAGAUUAUACAACAAAUUAGAUCUACAUUUCAAUGCAGACAUAGAGUCAUGGAUUGAAAGCCAUACAAAUGACACGACAAAACUGGGUAAUCCUUAUUCAACGGUCAGAAAGUCUAAAUCCGCAGUCUUUUCAUGGGUUAAGCGAUUAAAUGCCACACAAAUUGACACAAUUCAAGAGAAAUGUACCGGUGUCAUGGACUAUCUGGGUUAUAAUAUAAUAGACAUUAAAAAUUUGCAAGAAUUCCGA